This is a messenger RNA of Knipowitschia caucasica, 3723 nucleotides long. The record is from the annotation of a GenBank genome assembly. NCBI's taxonomy places the organism in Eukaryota, Metazoa, Chordata, Actinopteri, Gobiiformes, Gobiidae.
AUGGCGAAGUUUACGAUCGAGUGGCUUUCUCAGAGCUACUACAGCACGCAGGAGGACGCAGCGGUGGAAGACGCUUCGUUAAGGCCAAAGGGAGCAGAGGAUUUCACGCCAGCGUCUCCAAACAACAGUUGUGGCUACACGUCCGCCUCUGACAGCAGCGACCUGGGGGAGGACAGUGAAGAGGCCGCGCGCAGAGUCCGGACCAAGUUCAGCUCGGACCAGAUCCACAAACUCGAAGCCACCUUCAACAAGCACCGCUACCUGGGCGCGUCUCAGAGGAGGAAAAUCGCGGAAAAGCUGCAUCUGUCCGAGACGCAGGUCAAGACGUGGUUCCAGAACAGGAGGAUGAAGCUGAAGCGCGAGGUGCAAGACAUGCGCACUGAGUUCUUGGCCGUUCCGAGCGCGCUGCUGCCUCCGGGCAUGUUUCAGCACCACCAGGCCUGUGGACAGUUCCCCGGGGCCAGCGUAGGCUUGUAUCCGCUUCAGGAGCCUCACAGAGCGGCCUCACACCAGGACUGGGCCCGUCACCAGCGUGGGGACUGUCUGGUUCCUCAAUCCAGAGCCUCGGUCAGUGGGGACUCUCUGGUUCCUCAGUCCCGAGCCUCUGUCAAUGGGGACUGUCUGGUUCCUCAGUCCAGAGCCUCAGUCAGUGGGGACUGUCUGGUUCCUCAGUCCAGAGCCUCAGUCAGUGGGGACUGUCUGGGUCCUCAGUCCAGAGCCUCGGUCAGUGGGGACUGUCUGGGUCCUCAGUCCAGAGCCUCGGCCAGUGGGGACGGUCUGGUUCCUCAGUCCAGAGCCUCAGUCAGUGGGGACUGUCUGGGUCCUCAGUCCAGAGCCUCGGUCAGUGGGGACUGUCUGGGUCCUCAGUCCAGAGCCUCUGUCAGUGGGGACUGUCUGGGUCCUCAGUCCAGAGCCUCGGUCAGUGGGGUCGGUCUGGUUCCUCUCAGUCCAGAGCCUCGAGCCUCGGUCAGUGGGGUCGGUCUGGUUCCUCAGUCCAGAGCCUCGGUCAGUGGGGACUGUCUGGUUCCUCAGUCCAGAGCCUCGGUCAGUGGGGACUGUCUGGUUCCUCAGUCCAGAGCCUCGGUCAGUGGGGACGGUCUGGUUCCUCAGUCUGGAGCCUCGGUCAGUGGGGACGGUCUGGUUCCUCAGUCUGGAGCCUCGGUCAGUGGGGACUGUCUGGUUCCUCAGUCCAGAGCCUCGGUCAGUGGGGACUGUCUGGUUCCUCAGUCCAGAGCCUCGGUCAGUGGGGUCGGUCUGGUUCCUCAGUCUGGAGCCUCGGUCAGUGGGGACUGUCUGGUUCCUCAGUCCAGAGCCUCGGUCAGUGGGGACGGUCUGGUUCCUCAGUCCAGAGCCUCGGUCAGUGGGGACUGUCUGGUUCCUCAGUCCAGAGCCUGUCUCCAGAGCUCGUCAGUGGGGACUGUCUGGUUCCUCAGUCCAGAGCCUCGGUCAGUGGGCGUCUGGUUCUCAGUCCAGAGCCUCGGUCAGUGGGGACUGUCUGGUUCCUCAGUCCAGAGCCUCGGUCAGUGGGGUCGGUCUGGUUCCUCAGUCCAGAGCCUCGGUCAGUGGGGACGGUCUGGUUCCUCAGUCGGAGCCUCGGUCAGUGGGGACGGUCUGGUUCCUCAGUCCAGAGCCUCGGUCAGUGGGGACUGUCUGGUUCCUCAGUCCAGAGCCUCGGUCAGUGGGGACGGUCUGGUUCCUCAGUCCAGAGCCUCGGUCAGUGGGGUCGGUCUGGUCCCAGUCGCUCUCUGGCGUCUGGUUCCUCAGUCCGAGCCUCGGUCAGUGGGGACGGUCUGGUUCCUCAGUCCAGAGCCUCGAGCCUCGGUCAGUGGGGUCGGUCUGGUUCCUCAGUCAGAGCCUCGGUCAGUGGGGACUGUCUGGUUCCUCAGUCCAGAGCCUCGGUCAGUGGGGACUGUCUGGUUCCUCAGUCCAGAGCCUCGGUCAGUGGGGACUGUCUGGUUCCUCAGUCCAGAGCCUCGGUCAGUGGGGACUGUCUGGUUCCUCAGUCCAGAGCCUCGGUCAGUGGGACGUCUGGUCCGUCCAGGCUCGUCAGGGCGUCUGGUUCCUCAGUCCAGAGCCUCGGUCAGUGGGGACGAUCUGGUUCCUCAGUCCGGAGCCUCUGUCAGUGGGGACUGUCUGGUUCCUCAGUCUGGAGCCUCGGUCAGUGGGGACUGUCUGGUUCCUCAGUCCAGAGCCUCGGUCAGUGGGGACUGUCUGGUUCCUCAGUCCAGAGCCUCGGUCAGUGGGGACUGUCUGGUUCCUCAGUCCAGAGCCUCGGUCAGUGGGGACGGUCUGGUUCCUCAGUCUGGAGCCUCGGUCAGUGGGGACGGUCUGGUUCCUCAGUCCAGAGCCUCGGUCAGUGGGGACUGUCUGGUUCCUCAGUCCAGAGCCUCGGUCAGUGGGGACUGUCUGGUUCCUCAGUCCAGAGCCUCGGUCAGUGGGGUCGGUCUGGUUCCUCAGUCUGGAGCCUCGGUCAGUGGGGACUGUCUGGUUCCUCAGUCCAGAGCCUCGGUCAGUGGGGACUGUCUGGUUCCUCAGUCCAGAGCCUCGGUCAGUGGGGACUGUCUGGUUCCUCAGUCCAGAGCCUCGGUCAGUGGGGACUGUCUGGUUCCUCAGUCCAGAGCCUCGGUCAGUGGGGUCGGUCUGGUUCCUCAGUCCAGAGCCUCGGUCAGUGGGGACAAUCUGGUUGCUCAGUCCAGAGCCUCGGUCAGUGGGGACGAUCUGGUUCCUCAGUCCGGAGCCUCUGUCAGUGGGGACUGUCUGGUUCCUCAGUCUGGAGCCUCGGUCAGUGGGGACUGUCUGGUUCCUCAGUCCAGAGCCUCGGUCAGUGGGGACUGUCUGGUUCCUCAGUCCAGAGCCUCGGUCAGUGGGGACUGUCUGGUUCCUCAGUCCAGAGCCUCGGUCAGUGGGGUCGGUCUGGUUCCUCAGUCCAGAGCCUCGGUCAGUGGGGACGGUCUGGUUCCUCAGUCUGGAGCCUCGGUCAGUGGGGACUGUCUGGUUCCUCAGUCCAGAGCCUCGGUCAGUGGGGACGGUCUGGUUCCUCAGUCUGGAGCCUCGGUCAGUGGGGUCGGUCUGGUUCCUCAGUCUGGAGCCUCGGUCAGUGGGGACUGUCUGGUUCCUCAGUCCAGAGCCUCGGUCAGUGGGGACUGUCUGGUUCCUCAGUCCAGAGCCUCGGUCAGUGGGGACUGUCUGGUUCCUCAGUCCAGAGCCUCGGUCAGUGGGGACUGUCUGGUUCCUCAGUCCAGAGCCUCGGUCAGUGGGGACGGUCUGGUUCCUCAGUCUGGAGCCUCGGUCAGUGGGGACUGUCUGGUUCCUCAGUCCAGAGCCUCGGUCAGUGGGGACUGUCUGGUUCCUCAGUCCAGAGCCUCGGUCAGUGGGGACUGUCUGGUUCCUCAGUCCAGAGCCUCGGUCAGUGGGGACUGUCUGGUUCCUCAGUCCAGAGCCUCGGUCAGUGGGGUCGGUCUGGUUCCUCAGUCCAGAGCCUCGGUCAGUGGGGACAAUCUGGUUCCUCAGUCCAGAGCCUCGGUCAGUGGGGACAAUCUGGUUCCUCAGUCCAGAGCCUCGGUCAGUGGGGACGAUCUGGUUCCUCAGUCCGGAGCCUCUGUCAGUGGGGACUGUCUGGUUCCUCAGUCCAGAGCCUCGGUCAGUGGGGACUGUCUGGUUCUCAGUCCAGAGCCUCGGUCAGUGGGGACUGUCUGGUUCUCAGUCCAGAGCCUCUGUCAGUGA